UAGAGGUUACAGCUGAGUUUACGACUCACACAUACAAGAGCAAUGAACGGUCCGGUCGACUCGGAUUAUCUGACAUGGAUUAUGUGAUUUUUUCCCGAAUUUGAACACCUUUUCAGUCUCGGAAAUCAGAAUACGAACCAUUACAAUGUCACACACUGAGUUUGAGGUAGCUGGACGUGGCUUCCCAAGCCUUUCGGUCGAACUGAAAGAUGACUGCUUAUCUGGCCGGGUCCCGUCGAUGCCACUGAGGAACAACUUGGGUGCCAGGAGAAACUCUUAUGGACUUCACAAAAUUAACAUGGAUAUCGACCCACAACUCUAUGGUGGGACGCUUUCAAAGGCUGUUUCUGGGUCCGCGGAGAAUAUUUUAACUUUGACGGAGGCCAGAGUUGAGGAGGACGACAAAACGGAGACUCCGCCGGCGUCUCCAUCUCCGGUCUCCAUCCCGGGCGCGAGCAUCACCGGCAGCAAGUCCCCCUGUACCCAAGUCAAGGACCCGGUCACCCCUCUGGUGAACAAGUGGAGCUCGAUCCAGAGCCCAAACAGACAAGAUGCCAGCUCGGACUCAGACAAUGAGCUUGUUCAAAAUAAACCACACAACGUGUUGUCACGCAGUCCGUAUGAAAGCAAAUGGGAACAGGAGGAGAGGGAGGACAUUGAGACCAAAGCUGUGGCCACCUCACCUGAUGGAAGAUACCUGAAAUUCAACAUUGAGAUUGGGAGGGGUUCCUUUAAGACCGUUUAUAAAGGACUGGACACAGAGACUACUGUGGAAGUGGCAUGGUGCGAGCUGCAGACGCGUAAGCUGACCAAGUUAGAGCGGCAGAGGUUCAGCGAGGAGGUGGAGAUGCUGAAGGGUCUGCAGCACCCUAACAUCGUCCGCUUCUACGACUCCUGGAAGGACAACUCCAAGGGCCUCAAGUGCAUCCUGCUGGUCACCGAGCUCAUGACAUCAGGCACCCUCAAAACGUACCUGAAGAGGUUCAAGGAGAUGAAGCUGAAGCUGCUGCAGCGUUGGAGUCGGCAGAUCCUGAAGGGGCUCCACUUCCUCCAUACCCGCACCCCUCCCAUUAUCCACAGGGACCUCAAGUGUGACAACAUCUUCAUCACCGGCCCCACCGGCUCCGUCAAGAUAGGAGACCUGGGCCUGGCCACACUCAAAAGUGCCUCCUUUGCUAAAAGUGUCAUUGGUACCCCAGAGUUCAUGGCUCCAGAGAUGUACGAGGAGAAGUAUGAUGAAGCUGUGGAUGUCUAUGCCUUUGGGAUGUGUAUCCUGGAGAUGGCCACCUCAGAGUACCCCUACUCCGAGUGUCAGAACGCAGCCCAGAUCUACCGCAAAGUCACCAGUGGGAUGAAGCCAGACAGUUUCUACAAAGUCAAGGUCCCAGAGCUCAAAGAGAUCAUCGAAGGAUGUAUCCGGAUGGACAAAGAUGAAAGGUACACCAUCCAGGACCUGCUGGAGCACACAUUCUUCCAGGAGAACAACGGCGUCCAUGUUGAGUUGGCUGAGGAGGACAACACGGUGAAGUCAGGCCUGAAGCUGUGGCUCCGGAUGGACGACACUAAGAAACUCCAUGGGAAGUACAAGGACAACAACGCCAUUGAGUUCCUGUUCGAACUCUACAAGGACGUGCCAGAGGAGGUGGCGCAGGAGAUGGUAGUGCUGGGCUUCGUGUGCGAGGCCGACUUCAAGCUUGUGGCCAAGGCCAUUCGGGACCGCAUCAACAUCAUCAAGCGCCAGCGUGACAAACUGCGCCGCCUCGCAGAGAAGAAGAAGCAGGAAGAGGAGGAGCCCAAGCCUGCACUGCAGCCGCCAUCCCUAAAAUUCAACAGGUCUCCAUCAAAGCCCCAUCAGAGCGCGAUAAGCGUCCAUGCCCCCACCCCGGCCCAGAGCCAGGAUCACCCCUCCCCGAACCCGCUGACCCCCACCGUGUCCCCCGUCAACAGCUCUCUGGACUCGGGCAUCAACGCCAGCUUCAUCCAUGAACCUGAGGAACCAGAGGCAGACCAGCACCAGCACUUCCAGGUCCACCACACCAGCUGCUCCUCGGCCAACUCUGACUGCGAGACAGACGGCUAUCUCAGCUCCUCUGGCCUCCAGGAUCCCCUGGAGAUAGCUGUCAGCCUCAACUGGUCAACCCUGACCCAAAACACUGGGUCUGGGACUACCACCCUCAACAGACACCCUCAGCACCACUCCUACCCAGCCCUCCGCUUCCCCUCGAGUAUUGCAGUAUUGGGUAAUAUGGAGCAUGGCCAUUCUGGAGGACACUCUACCAGCGACUUCAACUCACCUGUGGACAGCUACGCCUCCGACGUGACCUCGGGUUUGAGUGAUGGCUACGAGGGCCUAUCAGAGAGGAGUGGCAACACUGCUGCCAGGCGCACGGCUGGCAAGCUGUUCCGGAGGAGAGCCCGUUCAAGACUGCGCAUCACUGGGCUCUCUGACAAAGACGACCGGGUGGUGGAGUGUCAGCUGCAAACUCACAAUGACAAGAUGGUUACCUUCAAAUUCGACCUGGAUGGAGACAACCCAGAGGACAUCGCAGCUGUCAUGGUACACAAUGAGUUCAUCCUGUCAUCGGAGAAGGAGGGUUUCAUCCACCGCAUGGGUGACAUCAUCAAGAGGGCGGAGACUCUGAUGAAGGAGCACAUGGUCCAUGUGGACGGCAGCCAUGGAGCGCCAUGCCCACAAUUCCACAACAGGGUCAACUCAUUGUAUGCAUCACAGCCUAAUCUUCACAGUCACAUUGUGGAGCGGACACACUCUGCCUCCUCUCUACCAGACUUCAGCAUGGCUGACCCCAGUGUAGGCGUGCAUGGUUCUCCCUUACGUCCCGCUGAUGGAGGAGACUUCUUCAGUCCAGCAGACGUGACUUUACCUGCAUGGAGACGUCUAUUAUGCUCACAGUCUUUCCACAACGCCCCAGGUUCUCCUCACUACCAGCAGCACCACCCAGCCUCCAUGUUCUCCCCAGAGCACCCCCAGCAGCAGCACCCCCACCCACAGCAGCACCACCCAGCCUCCAUGUUCUCCCCAGAGCACCUCCAUCCCCAUCCUAAGCAGCAGCACCCCCAUCCCAAGCAGCAGCACCCCCAUCCCAAGCAGCACUACCACAUGCCCCCCUUCAUGGGCCACACACACUUCCCUUUCCCUUAUCCAGUGAACCCCGGCUCCCCAAAACCAGCCCAUUCUCCCCUCACACGGGUUGCCAGCAACCCCAUGUUCCCCUCCGUUUACUCCCCAGCCUUCUCCGGGGGCCACCACUCUGAUGCCCCGAGCCCCUUAGAGUACAGCGGGGAGGGGAACCCUCUGUCUCCCUCUGCUCACCCCCAGCACUCCGACAUGUGGCCUUCCCACACACAGCCCCUCUUCUCCCUGGCCAAUGUGAUCUCCAUGGCGAUGAGCAUGGCCCACUCCUUCAUCCCUGCCAACAGCCUGGCCAACCAAGGGAUGCCCUCCAUAGCAGGCUUCCACCCCCAGCUAACCCACACGCAGUCUGGCUACCCAUCCAUCUACUCCCCCGACUACCAGACAGCUCCAGUGGAGGUCCCCCACCCUCAGGGUGGGAUGCCUGGUCAAGGAAAACAGCAUAGUGUCUACCAGGGAGCAGACACCCCACCACAGAUGCAGAGGGAUGGGUCUGGGUCUAUGUACUCUCAAAACAGACACCCCAGCUGGCAGCAUAACCACAUAUCUCCCUCUAUGAUGGGCUACAACACCCCUCCAAGGAACCCACAGGGGAUGUCACUGCAAACAGUGUCUUCCAAACGCCUAAGCCAUUUACAGAAUAGUUCCCAAGGAUCCUACAUGGUUCCUCAGGACCAGUCUGAUGUGUCCAGCUCUGCGUCGGGGUCUGACCUGUCCCCCUCGGCCCCAGACAGCCCGGAAAGCACAUUAUCGUCGUUCAGCUCAACCACACCAAUGUCCAGACCAAUGGUGCCUGAGAUGAAUGCCAGUGCUCCCAAGCCCAGAGUUUCUCCCAGUUACACAGAUCCUCCACCUGCUGUUGUCACAGUUGGCCGUUUUCAGGUCUCCCCUAGCAUGGAGAUCCCUGUGACUGCUGAACCAGGUGGACAGGGCUCUAACCCCGCCAGGCCCAUGUCAGUGGGCAGCACCACCACCUCCAAGAGCAGCACAGAGGAGCAGGAGCAGUGGGAGUCAGAGACCAGCCUGAACACCUCCCUCACUCCCCACCCCCCACACCUCACUAUGGGGGAGGCCCAGGAGGUCCAAGUAGAGUGGGCCGGGACCAAGGAGCAGCAGCAGGAAGAGGAGGAGGAAGAACAGGGUGAAGAAGAUGAGGAGGAGCAGAAGAAGGAAGAGGGGGAAGAAGAUGAGGAGGAAGAAGUUGAGGAGCAGGAGGAGGAGAAGGAAGAAGAUGAGGAGGAGCAGGAGGAAAAGGAAGAGCAGCAGACAGUGAGGAGGAGGAGGAGGAGGAAGAGAAUGUGCAGCCUCAGUCUGAUGGGUAUGUCUGCAGACAGCGGCCUGUCCGUUAUAGCGGUGGAAUCAGAGGGGCGUGGCCUGUGGGAUGGAGGGGCAGGGAGCCCCACCUACACCUCCGCUCUAAACCACAUGUGGCUGAGCUACAGCCGUAACUUCACAUACCUGAGCAGUGACGACUCAGAGAGUGAGGACAUGUGGGAGGAGCUACUGGAGAUGAGGGAGAAACACUUGGCAGAGGUGCAGAGUCUCCAGGCCACCCAGAAGAGGGAGAUUGAAGAGCUGUAUGAGAGGAUGGGGAAGGUUCCCCCUGCGGGGAUAGUCUGUCCUGCCGCCAUGCUGUCAAGUCGCCAGCGCCGCCUCUCUAAGGAAAGAAGUUAUCUCUCCUCCUCCCGCAGAAACAGUCUGCAGCGCCUGGACAUGCUCCCCCUCCAAGGUAUCAUUAGGAGGAACUCUCUGGGUGGCAGCAGCAGUAGCAGCUCUCUGGAGAAGCCCUCUAAAGGGGUGACUUUUGCAUCUGACAUCAGUAGAAUGUAAGAAUCUUGAGCCAUGCUUGCUGUAGAAUAAGUCCGGACUACCUCGUCUGAAGAGUGCAGUGAUUAUGUCCAUCUUGCUGGAGGAAGGAAGUGACAUCACGUCUAAACCCUUUAUCUGGCCCCCCACUGGAGGAGAGAGUAACCUAGGCCCCCCAGAAACCAGGAAGCUCCUCUGCUGAGCUAAUGGUCACAGGUUUAAUCAAAGGUCACAGGUUCAUCAGAGAUCACAGGGUUCAUCAUAGGUCACUGAGCCCUCUGCUAUGAAGGGACAACGGAACCUCUGUCAUCUGUUGUUAGUCACCCCAGAGAGAAGCCCUGCCACUACAAUGGUUCAGUAGGAUGCCACCAGAACAGUGUGAGUAUAAAAUGAGUAUAAAAGGCUCACAACAGUACCAGCCCAGGUAGUGUACCAUCAUUCCUCAUACUAUGCUAUGUUGAACAUGUGUGAUAGUUGUACAUACAGUAGAGCCUUAGUGAUCUGCUAUAAUCCUGCCUUGUAGCCACAAAGCAUUAUUAAGGGUUGUUCGACAAUAUUGGGAUCAUGGGAUCAAGUCCAGGGCAGUUGAUCAAUAUUUUCUUGCUUAUCUGACUGUCGCAGACAGUUUAUUGUGACGUUUCAGAUUAUUCACAUUUUAAUUUGCACAUUUGACUGUCUGUUCGCAAUCUGUUGAUGCUGACUGUAAACUCACUACUGCCCUCUAGAGGGACUAUGAAAAUCCAGAUAUGUUGUUGUACUUUGCUGAUUUUCCAAUGUGCAAUAGUGAAGCAAUAUUUCGGAUUAAUUGAUGAUUGUUACAAAUCUCUCCUGACUUUUUCACAGAGAUUAUAUUUUCUACAAAAAUAAUCCAACAUACAGAUGUGUGUAGACUAAUGGGUCUCACCAUGUAAAUAUGAAAUAAUGCAUUUAUAAAUUACGUUUACAAAUGAACCAAAGACAUUUUGGCAACCUACAUUUCUUGCACAUACACAGAGUGUAUAAAACAUUAUGAACACCUGCUCUUUCCAUUAGACUGACCAGGUGAAUUCACAAUUUCCAAAAAAUGUAAUAUAUUUUUUACUUUCUUAUAUAUAAAAAUGUAUUCCGCAGCUAUGGGCAAGACAAAAUAUUAAAGUGCCUUUGAACAGGGUAUGGUAGUAGAUUCUAGGCACACCAGUUUGAGUGUGUCAAGAUCUGCAACUCUGCUGGGAUUUUCACACUCAGCAGUUUCCUGUGAUCCAAGAAUGAUCCACCACCCAAAGGACAUCCAGCCAACUUGACACAACUGUGGGAAACAUUGGAGUCAACAUGGACCAGCACCCCUGUGGAAUGCUUUCAACACCUUGUAGAGUCCAUGCCCUAACUAAUUGAAGCUGUUCUGAGGGCAAAGGUGGUGCAACUCAAUAAUAGGAAAGUUUAGGACUGUCCGACAAGAAACUCAAUCUUGGUCGACUGAGUCCUUUUUUUCUUUUGACCAAUUAGACAAAAUGUUAAAACAUGUAUUUUUCCAUACAGACACACCCUGUGUGUUUUAAUAAAAUCAACUAUAUAUACUGA
Messenger RNA from Oncorhynchus tshawytscha (Chinook salmon), 6514 nucleotides. Its product is annotated as serine/threonine-protein kinase WNK4-like. Gene Ontology annotation, cellular component: cytoplasm; cytosol. Gene Ontology annotation, molecular function: chloride channel inhibitor activity; ATP binding; protein serine/threonine kinase activity. The transcript has 20 exons. The record is from RefSeq and is a predicted model, not a curated record. Gene Ontology annotation, biological process: renal sodium ion absorption; monoatomic ion homeostasis; intracellular signal transduction. Bases 146 to 4981 code for a protein of 1611 amino acids. Lineage: Eukaryota; Metazoa; Chordata; Actinopteri; Salmoniformes; Salmonidae.